This is a messenger RNA of Heterobasidion irregulare TC 32-1, 1494 nucleotides long. RefSeq lists its product as uncharacterized. The record is from RefSeq and is a predicted model, not a curated record. The coding region runs from base 1 to 1494 and encodes 497 amino acids. NCBI's taxonomy places the organism in Eukaryota, Fungi, Basidiomycota, Agaricomycetes, Russulales, Bondarzewiaceae. The transcript has 3 exons.
AUGCACCCAGGUCACGUGCGAGGCGCCUGCGCCGUGCCGCCACAGCCUCUCUCUCCCAGCCGCUCACUCUCCUCCGAUGCGUCGUUCAUGGAACUCUACAAGCUACACACCUAUCCAGAACCCCGCCUCCGCAUCCUGCCCCCGAGGCAGUCAGACUCGCCAGAUCCGACACCGUCUGGCUCUGCGUCGUCCUCGGGCUUGGCUAGCUCGUCGGCCACCGCGAGCACGCCCGUCACUGUCUCCUCCAGCGUGAGCGCGAGCGCGUCCCAGUCGACGUCCCAGCGCUCGUCCGUGGUCACGUCGGGCAGCAGCUCAGACUCGUCCUCUCAGACUUUGUCGUCUUCCAGCGCGUCAGAUACCACCACCCCGCCCUCCACCACAGAUACCCCCACCUCGUCCUCGCCCCCCUCGUCCUCCUCCACCUCCACGGCCACCCCGACCACGACCUCGGACCCUCCCACCAGUUCUUUUGUCACGAGCACGAGCACGAGCACGAGCACGAGCACGCCCGAACCCACUUCUUCCACAGACACACCCACCUCCACCUCGGAAUCCACCUCGGAAUCCACAACCACCUCCACCAGCACGACCAGCAAUGGUCCCUUUACCACCUUUACCUCUCUCAUAACCACCAACAUCAACGGGACGCCCACGACCAUCCCCACCACCAUCGUCUCGUCCACCGCCUCGCAGCACACCACGUCCUCCCGCACCGCCGUCAUCGCCGGCGCCGCGCUCGGCGGCCUCGCUCUCUUCAUCCUCGCCCUCGCCGUCCUCUGGGCCCUCCGCCGCCGCAUCAAAAACCGCGAGUACGCUUCCCUCCUCCACCGCCACAAGCCGCCCCCGCGCGCCGUCUUCCUCGCCGGCGAAGACAUGGGCGAUCCCGCCGCCGCCGCGCGCGCCCCGUACCGCGACCACGACGACCGCGACCCGUUCGCCGCGCACCCCGCCCACGCACAGCAGUACGAGCUCCCCCCGCGCCUCCUCCGCGCGCGCGCCUCCGACUCCGGCUCCAUCUUCCAAGAGUCCGUCUGGCCCCCGCCCGCCCCCGGCAGCCGCCUCCGCGACCCGCUCGCCGCCUCCGCCGCCGGCGCAGACGACCUCGGCUCCAUCGUCGACCGCGUGAUGGGCCCGCCCACGCCCCCGCGCCUCCGCGGCGGCGCAGCCGCCCACGCCAGCGUCGACUCGCUCUCGCUGCGCUACGCCGCCGGCUCGGACCGCGGCCACGACCGCGGCGAGAGCCUGAGCUCCCAGGUCGAGCUGCUGCCCUUUGGCGCGCACACGCCGAGCCCGCUCACCCUCACCAACCCCGACGCCCACACGGACGACGACGCGCCGCCGACGCAGCCGCCGACGCCGGCGCCCAACAGGACUUGGGCCGGGCGCCCGCCGACGCCCACGAAAACAUGGCUGCAGCGCUCCCCGAGGGAUCGGAGCUCGGGCGGCGGCACGAUCGCACACGGACACGAGGCCAGUUUCGGACAGGCGAUAUAA